AUGUACCUAAUGUCGCAUGAUCUCAACUCACCUACUGGAAGAACACAACUCGGUCAUGAUCACUCAGGGUUAAAGGGUCAGGAUGCGGCUAGGGAAUACUGUGUACACCAAGAAGUGGUAUUGGAGGCCGAAUGGUGUGGGAAUGAAGUAGUUACGCGACCAGGUAUGGAUAUACAUACAAUAAUUCAGACAUCCCCAGGUGCCCAUUUCAUCAAAAGACUGCAAGUUGCCAGCGUUCUGCCAUGUUAA
Messenger RNA from Protopolystoma xenopodis, 249 nucleotides. Lineage: Eukaryota; Metazoa; Platyhelminthes; Monogenea; Polystomatidea; Polystomatidae. The record is from the annotation of a GenBank genome assembly.